AUGCGCGCCCAGUAUUUCUCGGCUCUCCUCCUCAGCGGCCUGGCCGCGGCAUGCCCCACGCCCCCGCGGCAGGCAUCGACGACUGCAGCGGCUCCGGCAGCUACCGCCACAGCCGGAGCUGGAUCGGGGUCCGGGUCAGGUUCCGGGUCUGGCGUUGACAUGGCGGCAGCCAUCAAAACCAUCAUGCCCACGUCCAACUCGUGCAGUGGCGCCAAGUUCCCCGACGAGUGCCGGACGGCCGAGCAGGCGGCGCCCUUCAUCUCCAAGGCGUGUGCCGACCUGAGCCCCGCUGAGUGUGCGGGCACCAUCUCCAUCAUGGGCCUCGAGAGCGCCGAGUUGAAGUUCAAGCACAACGUCUUCCCCGGCCGGCCGGGCCAGGGCACAGCCAACAUGAUGAUGGCCAAUUUUGUCUCCGAGUACGCGACAGACCUGUUCGGCGCGGACAAGGUGGCAGGCAAGAGCCCCGACGAGGUCCUCGCGCUGGUCACGCCCGACGAGACCAACUUCGGCUCGGCCGCGUGGUUCCUGACCAAGAAGUGCAGCGCCGACGUGCGCAGCUCGCUCAAAACGGGCACGGACGCCGGCUGGGUCGCGUACAACCAGUGCAUUGGCGUCGACGGGACACUCCCGGACCGGAUGGCGUACUGGACCCGGGCCAAGGAAGCCUUCAAGCUCUGA
This is a messenger RNA of Chaetomium strumarium, 678 nucleotides long. RefSeq lists its product as uncharacterized. The record is from RefSeq and is a predicted model, not a curated record. Bases 1 to 678 code for a protein of 225 amino acids. The transcript has 2 exons. NCBI's taxonomy places the organism in Eukaryota, Fungi, Ascomycota, Sordariomycetes, Sordariales, Chaetomiaceae.